Messenger RNA from Girardinichthys multiradiatus, 2082 nucleotides. RefSeq names its product endoplasmic reticulum-Golgi intermediate compartment protein 2-like. Lineage: Eukaryota; Metazoa; Chordata; Actinopteri; Cyprinodontiformes; Goodeidae. Gene Ontology annotation, biological process: retrograde vesicle-mediated transport, Golgi to endoplasmic reticulum; endoplasmic reticulum to Golgi vesicle-mediated transport. Bases 350 to 1477 code for a protein of 375 amino acids. The transcript has 13 exons. Gene Ontology annotation, cellular component: membrane; COPII-coated ER to Golgi transport vesicle; endoplasmic reticulum. The record is from RefSeq and is a predicted model, not a curated record.
UAGUCGCUAGAGGGCGAUCACGCUAAAUGUCCUCUGUUUUUGUCCAAAGGGAACAAUAAAACGACAGCGAAUCAUCUUCUCCCAGGUAAUUUCCUCCGUGAGUUGUAUUUCCUGAUUAGUAGAAAACAUUUGCACCUUAACUGUAGAAAACACACGUUUUUAAAACUUGUUUCUUUGGUGUGAGAAGGUUAGUCGUACGUAGUCGAGUUUGAACCGGUUAGCAGGACGUCAACGUUUAGCUCGGAAGUUGUCAUGGUAACUCGCCAAUAACUGAAUGUAUCCAGCAAGCUAGCAGGCUGAAAGCAUCCAAUUUUAUGAGUGCUUUAAACCUCCUGUGCUGGUCCCAAACAUGAGGAGAAUAUCCAGGAAAAAAGCUCUGACUCUGGUGAAGGAAUUAGAUGCUUUUCCCAAAGUGCCUGAGAGCUACGUGGAGACAACAGCCAGCGGAGGAACAGUGUCUCUGGUAGCUUUCUCCCUCAUGGCGGUUCUGUCCUUCCUGGAGUUCUUUGUGUACAGAAACACAUGGAUGAACUAUGAAUACGAGGUGGACAAAGACUUCACCAGCAAACUCAGGAUAAAUGUAGACAUCACAGUAGCCAUGAGAUGCCAGUACAUAGGAGCAGAUGUCCUGGAUCUGGCAGAGACUAUGGUUGCUUCAGAUGGUUUAAAAUAUGAGCCAGUCAGGUUUGAACUCCCACCAGAGCGAAAACUGUGGCACAUGACUCUCCUGCACAUCCAGGACCGUCUCAGAGUGGAGCACUCUCUGCAGAACGUGCUCUUCAAGUCUGCAAUGAAAGGACCUUCUCCGGCUCCGAGUCAAAGUGAUGACAGCUCCAGUUCGCCCAGUUCCUGCAGGAUACAUGGGCACCUGUAUGUCAACAAAGUGGCAGGGAAUUUCCACAUCACUAUUGGCAAGUCCAUACCUCACCCUAGAGGUCACGCCCAUCUAGCUGCACUAGUCAGCCAUGACUCUUACAACUUCUCUCACCGGAUUGACCACUUAUCCUUUGGAGAAGAGAUCCCUGGCCUGAUCAACCCUCUCGAUGGCACAGAAAAGAUAACUACUGAUGGAAACCACAUGUUUCAGUACUUCAUCACCAUUGUGCCUACCAAGCUCAACACAUACCAAAUGUCUGCAGAUACACAUCAGUACUCGGUCACAGAGCGGGAGCGAGUUAUAAACCACGCUGCAGGCAGCCACGGAGUCUCGGGGAUCUUCAUGAAAUACGACAUCAGCUCACUGAUGGUCAAAGUCACCGAGCAGCACAUGCCUCUUUGGCAGUUUCUCGUCAGACUGUGCGGCAUCGUCGGAGGCAUUUUUUCCACGACAGGCAUGAUCCAUGGAAUGGUGGGAUAUUUGGUCGAUGUGGUUUGCUGUCGUUUCCAAAUGGGGAUCUACAAACGUAUGAAUGCUCCUCUGAAUGCAGAAGGAGAUGGUCCAAUUGUAGCACCUACAGGAAGUUACUCUGAGCAGUGACAGGAAAACUCUCCUCCUGAGGCAGGAGCAACCACGAGAUACUGGGUUUACGUUGUUCACGUUUUUUUAUUUGAAACCUUGGCCCUGUUUUUAAUUUCCUCAUUUGGAGGACUUUAUUGUUGGAAGGGAUUGUCGUUGAUAAUUCUAAUGAAUAUCCAGAAAGCUGACAGUUUUCAAAAGACGGAUCUCGGAGUUUGUUUAAUUUUUGGCUAAUUUGGCUAAUUUGCCUGUUUGACAUCUGUUGGGACAUUUUCCAGGUUUUUGGAUAGUUUUGACAUUGCUAAAAUCUGUGUGGGUGUUCUGUGCCUUUUAAAGAGGCAUAUUAUAGGAAAGGGGUUGUGUUAUGGGUAGAUAAAGUGUGAAUAAUUAUUGACUUUCAAACUGACAAUGAUGCUCUCCCUGGGUUGAAAACUGUAUCACCUGUUGCAAGCAUUUAUUUAUUAUUGAAUUCAUUAUUUGUGACAACAUUGGAGAAUGUAAAAGAUUUAAAUGGUGCCCAUUUUUGCAGUUGGUCAUUCAGUGGUGUUUCUCAUUAUGCAGUUUUUUUUUUUUUUUAAAGGUACAACUUUGACUAAAUAAUAAAAUGAAUUUUGAGAAACUUUAAA